Messenger RNA from Xyrauchen texanus (razorback sucker), 4056 nucleotides. Its product is annotated as ribosomal protein S6 kinase alpha-3-like. The transcript is spliced from 22 exons. The record is from RefSeq and is a predicted model, not a curated record. Gene Ontology annotation, biological process: protein phosphorylation; intracellular signal transduction. Lineage: Eukaryota; Metazoa; Chordata; Actinopteri; Cypriniformes; Catostomidae. Gene Ontology annotation, molecular function: ribosomal protein S6 kinase activity; magnesium ion binding; ATP binding. Bases 277 to 2478 code for a protein of 733 amino acids.
GUGAACGGGAAGACGACGCCAUGUUGAGCGAUAACGGAAGUGAAUAGUUCUGCUGUUAAAAACAUACUUUGAAUUUUUAUCAAAAGAAUCUCUGAAGGGGAGGUGGACACUUGAAAAGUAAAGAGUAACCCACAACGCAUUUGAGCAGGACUAGUCUUAUAUUCAACGCGCGAGAUAGCGCACAUCCUUUUUUGGGACUCUUUGUAGUUCAACUUUGUACUGACAGCGUAAAAUCACUUCACGGAGUGGUUGUAAGUUACAGUUCUGGACUUGAAGAUGCCCCUGGCACAGUUUGCAGAUCCUUGGAGGAAGUUGCCCAUGGGGCAUGUGGAAAACGAGGAUGACUCCUUGGUAGAUGAUGAUGCUCCUGUUCAAGAUGAGGGCGUAGUCAAGGAAAUCAGUAUCACUCACCAUGUCAAGGAGGGAUCGGAGAAAGCUGACUCACGACAGUUUGAGCUCUGCAAGGUGCUGGGACAGGGCUCUUUCGGAAAGGUGUUCCUAGUCAAGAAGAUAACUGGCCCAGAUGCAGGACAGCUCUAUGCCAUGAAAGUGCUAAAGAAAGCAACAUUGAAAGUGCGAGAUCGAAUGCGUACAAAGAUGGAGAGAGACAUCCUAGUUGAGGUCAACCACCCAUUCAUUGUUAAACUGCACUAUGCAUUUCAGACAGAGGGUAAACUGUACCUGAUUCUGGACUUCCUCAGAGGAGGAGAUCUCUUCACUCGCCUGUCCAAAGAGGUGAUGUUUACAGAAGAAGAUGUGAAGUUCUAUCUUGCAGAGCUGGCUUUAGCUUUGGACCAUUUACAUGGACUGGGAAUCAUCUACAGAGACCUCAAACCAGAAAAUAUUCUCUUGGAUGUAGAGGGACACAUUAAACUUACAGACUUUGGGUUGAGUAAAGAGUCCAUUGAUCAUGAGAACAAGGCAUACUCGUUCUGUGGUACAGUGGAAUACAUGCCUCCAGAGGUUGUCAAUCGCAGAGGUCAUACCCACAGUGCUGAUUGGUGGUCCUACGGCGUGCUAAUGUUUGAAAUGCUGACUGGAACACUUCCAUUUCAAGGGAAAGACCGCAAGGAGACCAUGACAAUGAUCUUAAAGGCUAAACUGGGCAUGCCUCAGUUUCUCAGCUCCGAGGCCCAAUCCCUGCUCCGCAAUCUGUUCAAGCGCAACCCUGGCAACCGCUUAGGAGCGGGGCCUGAUGGAGUUGAAGAGAUUAAGAGGCAUUCAUUCUUUUCUACCAUUGACUGGAAUAAAUUAUUCAGGAGGGAACUUCAUCCUCCCUUUAAGCCAGCCAUCGGGAGGGCAGACGACACCGUCUACUUUGACUCUGAGUUCACUGCCAAAACCCCACGAGAUUCUCCAGGUAUCCCUCCAAGUGCCAAUGCUCAUCAACUCUUCAGAGGAUUUAGCUUUGUUGCCACGGGAGCAGAAGAAGAGGGCCAGCCGCCCAUUCAGAGCAACAUCAACAUGAGCAGCAUACUGCAGCAACCCCACCGGAGUACACUUCAGUUCACGGAUGUGUAUGAUGUUAAAGAAGACAUUGGUGUGGGCUCCUACUCCAUCUGCAAACGAUGUGUGCACAAGAGCACAGGCAUGGAUUAUGCUGUCAAGAUUAUAAAUAAGGAGAAGAGGGAUCCAGCAGAGGAGGUUGAGAUUCUACUACGAUAUGGGCAACAUCCCAGCAUCAUCACUCUGAAGGACGUGUAUGAUGAUGGGAAAUCGGUUUAUCUGGUCACAGAGCUUAUGAAAGGUGGGGAACUACUGGAUAAAAUCCUCAGACAAAAGUUCUUCUCAGAGAGAGAGGCCAGUGCUGUCCUACACACCAUUACAAAGACUGUUGAAUACCUACAUGCCCAAGGGGUAGUACACAGAGACUUAAAGCCCAGUAAUAUUCUUUAUGUGGAUGAGUCGGGAAACCCAGAGUCCAUCAGGAUUUGUGAUUUUGGCUUUGCAAAACAGCUCAGAGCAGAAAAUGGACUUCUAAUGACACCGUGCUACACUGCCAACUUUGUUGCUCCAGAGGUUCUGAAGAAACAAGGGUAUGAUGCAGCGUGUGAUAUCUGGAGUCUGGGAGUUCUCCUUUAUACCAUGCUUGCAGGGUUUACUCCAUUUGCUAAUGGCCCAGAAGAUACAGCAGAGGAGAUUCUGGCUCGGAUUGGCAGUGGGAAAUUCUCCCUGACUGGUGGAUACUGGAAUUCUGUAUCACUUCAGGCCAAGGACCUGGUAUCAAAGAUGCUUCACGUUGACCCUCAUCGGAGAUUGACUGCUGCUCAGGUUCUUCGUCACCCAUGGAUUAUUAACAAGGACCAGCUGCCCAAAUACCAACUCAACCGCCAGGAUGCUCCUCAUCUAGUGAAGGGUGCAAUGGCAGCCACUUAUUCAGCUCUAAACAGAAAUGUUCCUCCUGUACUGGAUCCAGUUGGUUGCUCCACACUAGCUCAGCGCCGUGGUGUCAAAAAGCUGACCUCAACCGCCCUCUGACCUCUCAAGUCUAACCCCAGACUACAAAAGGCACAUUAGUGUGUGAGUCGUGCAGUGGAAUGACAAUACAAUCAAAAAACAGCACACAUUUGUUUAGCUCUUGUCAUUUCGUAUUGCUGCAACAUGUAGAAUAUUAUACAAAUCUCUUAAGAGAAUAUUAAAUCUAUGUAAAAUUGUUUUAUCAAAGUGCUAUAUAAAUUUACAUAAUAUGGAAAUAUGUAUGAAUAUGAAUAUAAAAGUAUUUCUGUGAGUCUGUGUUGGGAAAUAAUACUGUAUGAUGUUGAGAGCCUGGGAUGCACAGUUUGUUUUCUGUAUUGUGUUGAUGCUAUGUCUAGAGACUGCAUGGACCAUACUAUUCAUGGCUGAUCAUAGCUGUGCCUACUCUCUUCAUUACAGACCUCACAUGCUGAAACGGUUUACUAGAAUGCCUCUCCUUUUAUAACAAAAGAGCUAUCUAUCAGUAAUACCACUAUAUGCAACUUCAAGUGGUGUCUUAACAUACUGCCAUGUUGAAACCAUUUGUGUAAAAUCAAAGAAAACCAAGCAAUUUCACUUACAAUCCCCAACUAUGUGGCUAGACAUGUCGAGUGAAUGAUAAAACCAGUAUUUCAUGUUAAUAUAGUGUUGUAAUAAUAAGGCAAAGUUGUCUGAACAACACCCUUUGCCAUGCACAUUGUUUGAGUAUAUGUCUUAAGGAAUAUUCCGGGUUCAAUACAAUUUAAGCUCAAUUGAUAGCAUUUGUGGCAUAAUGUUGAUUAGCAAAACAUUUUUUUUGACUUGCCCAUGUUUUUCUUAAAAAUAUAUAUUUUCUUUAAGUUACAGUGAGGCACUUAAAAUGGAAGUGAAUAGGGCCCAUUUUUAGAGGGUUUAAAUGCAGAAAUAUGAAGCUUAUGAUUUUAUUAAAGUACUUCCAUUAAUUCUUCUAAUAAAGCAUAUUAUUUGAGCUGUAAAGUUGUAUAAAUCUGAAAAAAGUUUGUUGACUACAUCAUCAUGGCAACAAAGUUGAAAAAUUGGCUAUAACUUUACACCGAAACAUUUAUUAAGCGAUUUUAUUACAAUAAAACCAUGCUAACAUGCAUAUUGUUUACACCUUGCUGCUACACUUUUAACGUUUACGGAUUGACCCGUAUCCACUUCCAUUUGUAAGUGCCUCACUGUAAAUUUAGAUGAUUUCUUUAUUGUUUUUAAGAAAAAAGUCAAAAUUAUUUUUUGUGCUACUCAACAUUUUGCCACAAAUGCUAUCGAUUGAGCUUAACUUGUAUUGAACCCGGAAUUCCUUUUAAAGGGCAUUAGAUUUACCAAAAAAGAAAAAUAAUUCCAUAACGUGACCUCAUUCCCUGAAUUUUCUUCCUCUCCAGCAGACCAAAUUUUAGAGAAAACUAAAAAGCUGUUCCUGUGAAUAAAUAUGAGACCAUUUGUAUGCUGUAAAUGGUAAAGAGAUGCGGGAGCUAGCAGUUUGUACCAGGACUGACCAGUAAACUGCUGACUCACUGCAAAUAAUUUGUAACACUCCAUUUUUUUCUCUCUUUACAUUUAUUCUCUCUGUGAAAUUAAAGGGAAAUGUGUUGGUUGUAUUAA